This is a messenger RNA of Branchiostoma floridae (Florida lancelet), 2139 nucleotides long. Its product is annotated as poly [ADP-ribose] polymerase tankyrase-2-like. Gene Ontology annotation, molecular function: protein binding. The record is from RefSeq and is a predicted model, not a curated record. Bases 345 to 1013 code for a protein of 222 amino acids. The transcript is spliced from 5 exons. Lineage: Eukaryota; Metazoa; Chordata; Leptocardii; Amphioxiformes; Branchiostomatidae.
UAUUCAGAUGUUAAUUAACAGAAAAGGACUUGCACACAAGUGCGAAGUACAAUGCGCUGGCCACACCUUUUGAUCUUUUCCGUGCUAUGCAGACAGAUUUGCAUACGAGCUGGACUGAACCCUUUAUCAUUUGAUCAUAGUAAACGGCAGUGAUAACAAUUCCCUGUAGUCUCAUACAGAAAUUGACUGGUCAAGUUUUGUGUAAGCAAGUAAAUUUUGUGGAUGACAUCCUCCAAACUUAGUGAGAGAGGGGAAAAACUCGGCCCAUAUGUGAAGAUCUACUCUCAAGCCAAGGCGGAGGUGCAGACGUUGACUUUGAGCACCCUGACAACUUUGCCCCGAGCAUGGGCAAUGGCACGGCAUUGAUCAUUGCCUCCAUGCUGGGGGACGUGGAUAUAGUGAGACUGCUGCUCCGCAAGGGGGCGUCUGUUAUGAAGAGAAUGGUGGGUGGCUUAACUCCGCUUCAUGCAGCCGCGUUCAAAGGGCAGACAGAAGUGGUGGAAGUGUUGGUGCAGCAUGGUGCAACAUUAGACAUACGGGACGGCUUCCAGGACACCCCACUCAUUCUGGCAUGUCACAGCAAACAUGUCGAAACAGUUCGGCGACUGAUUGAGCUCGGAGCAAGACCUGAUUUGACCGACGGUGGUACAGGCAGGAACUUGGGGAUAGCAGCCGGAAACCCGACCAGUGACGAGAGUAUCAAGCUGAUGCAAGAGGCUAUAGAGUCCAAGCUGUUGAGAUGCUGCAACCCUAAGUGUGGCAAACCAGGCUACAGGAAGAACCUGAAGCGGUGUUCUCAGUGCAAGCUGACCCGCUACUGCAGCCGUGACUGUCAGAUACAACACUGGACUGUCGGACACAAGAAGUGCUGUGGGCAAGAUACGUACACUGAAGAUCGUGCUUCAAAAAUGCUUUGGUCGUUGGUAAACAACAUCCACCAAAAACCCGUUGAAAAUGUGGUUAGGUCAAUGAUAAACCUCUUCGACGAAUAUUUGGAAGCGAAUAAAUGUUGAGUAGAAAUGCCUCUACAUCCGUAACAGAUAUACAUCUACAUCUAACGUUACAUCUAUACUUUAUUGGGCAAAGCCUCCUUCAGCAAUAGUAAGUAAAACAUGCGUUGCGUGAACCUAACUUGGGACAGUUAGCUAUUUCUUAGUAUAGAUCGAUUUUGCGUUGUUCUCUUUAUCAGUAUGGAAAACAAUGUGCCAAGUUUUUUUUUUUAUAGACGCAUACGUAAGGUCCAAAAGGGCCAAUUCUAUAUGAUCUUGUUCGAUUUACUUUGCACGGCCACGUUAAACGGAUCAUACGACGUAUAGAUGCUAUCCGCGUGCGCAUCAUUAUUUUUUUUGUUCGAUUAUGAUAAACCUAGUAGACAUAACAUGGUCUUAAAGAAAGUGAACGCACUGAGGGCUAGACUAUACGUCAAGGAGUCGGAUUUUUACGAAGCAAACUUAGCACCGCACAUGCAUAUGGUUCAAAAAGAAAACGUAUGCACAUGCACAUGGUUCAAAAAACAAACUUAGCACUGCAUAUGCACAUGAUUCAAAAAACAAACUUAGCACUGCACAUGCACAUGGUUUACAAAGCAAACUUAGCACUGCACAUGUACAUGCACAUGGAUCACAAAGCAAACUUAGCACUGCACAUGUACAUGAUUCAUUAUUGUGUACAUUUGAGUAUCUUAGUUUUCAGAGGUACGGAUCACAUUAAGUAUGGAAGUAAGAAGAUAUAACAGAAACUGGCUUAUUGCAAGUAUCAUUUACUUGCUAACGUUAACCAUUAUGAAAAAAAAUGUCCGUCAAGGAUAUGACACCCAUUUAUGUCUGAUUACAAGUUUUUACUGUUGUUAAAAACAUCAUUAUUGUAACCUCCGGUUUGUUUAGAUGCUUAUACUAUAGUACGGCAAACACGCAAUGAUGUUCUAUACUGUCACGAAGUCCCAUGAUAAUCUGAUUUCUGGUUUUACACAGCCAGACCUACAGAUGACAGUUACUGAUGACUCAUCAACUUUGUGUCGUGCACGUGGUUAUUAGUUAUAUUACCCAUUUAAUUAAACAUUUUACCAUAGACUACUGUGUGACUCUGAUGAUGACUGUAUGUAGUAAGUACUUUUUGGCUGAUAAAUAGUUUUGGCUCAUC